Molecule: messenger RNA, 1338 nt
Organism: Labrus bergylta (ballan wrasse)
Lineage: Eukaryota; Metazoa; Chordata; Actinopteri; Labriformes; Labridae
Gene: ccdc32
Product: coiled-coil domain containing 32
Biological process (GO): cilium organization
Source: RefSeq, a predicted model, not a curated record
ACGACAGUAAAUAGGGAAGUGGUCCAACGCUCAUCUCAGGAUUGUGGCUCCUGAACACGGUUAGCUAACAAGGCUAAUCUUUCUAUUCAUACAUUUAAGGAAAUAACGACUAACCUUUGAAGGAUUUCAGACAGGCUGAUGUGGAUUGUAUCUGCUCUAACUCAGCCCCUGCACCACAAUGAUUGAAGAUUUCGAGAGUCAUGAGGUCCGGUCCAGCGGAGAUCUGUGGUCCGAAAUCUGUUCAGGUCUACCCAAUGGGCGAGCAGAAGCAAUCCCGGAAAACAACAACAACAACAACACGGAGUUCAAAGACUCAUUCCAGCCAGCCGCACCAGUCAAUGGACAAUGUAACGGGACAAAUACCAGCAGCUCUUCUGCUGCCAAAUGGGAACCCAUGGAGGAUUCUGAGCUGUACAUAGCCAGUUUAGAGACCCGCCUAAAGAAACUAAAGGGCCAGUCCAGUGACGUGACCUCCAGGGACAUGUUGCGCUCCUUAUCUCAAGCGAAGAAGGAAUGUUGGGACAGAUUUCUGCACGACGCUCAGACCUCAGAGCUCUUCCAAGGAGGAGACAUGGAUGAGAGUGCAAUUGACAACUUCAAAAGGUGGCUGAUUCCUGAGAAAGUGGCCAUCAGCGCAGAAGAGCUGGAGUAUCUCCUGCGGCCGUCUCAGAAUAAGGACAUGGUUGAUGUAAACCAAACACAGAACGACGAGGAUGAAGACGCAGAGGCUGCAAGACAAAACACAGAGGAAGAUGAUGCUCACAGCCCAGAUAAAUGAAUGUGGUAGUAAUAGCAACACUAAAAGAAUUAAUUCUGUGAUCAUUCACUACGGCUGACUUGAGUGUCAUUAUGUAUAGCAGUGUUUCGGCCCCAGCUUUUGUUAACUGCGGUCAAUGAAACCAUUACAGCCUGUUAUCAUUCUCAGUAUCCCUGGCAACGGAGUGUUAAGUACUUAUUAACCCCAUGUGUUUUUUCCCCUCAACCAAAUCACUCCAUGAAAUAACAUAAGUGACAAUUUUACAUUAGACUGUUUGUCUGGUAGAAGUAGAAUUAUAAUCAUGCCUAUUAUGACUCCACCCACAGUGUCUGCCAUGAGACUGGGUCUUUAUUUACAUUUAAUGAAGAACCACAUGCAGCAAUGUUGUAUAUUAGACUCUGAUGACUUCAGCAACAUAUUAUCUUUCAGAGACAUGAUUUUUCUUCUUUUUUUUUUUUUUUUAAAUUGUGACAUCUAAGGCAGGAUUAUAUCCCUGAAAAUAUUGUAGCAUAUCUAUUUUUACCAUGUUGAUAUUACACGUGAUGUUUUACCUGUGUUUCAAUAAAAACACGUAAAGUUCA